UUCUCUCCCUCUCUAUCGUUUUCUCCACGGCCACGGCCACGGCCACCGCCACCGCCACGAGAAUGACAGGUAGCGGGUGGCGGCGGGGAGAGGAGGUACGGCUGGGCCGCCGGAUUAGCUUGACUGGAGGCGUGGCAUGUGGGGGCCAGGGUGUCCCCGCGGAGCGCGGGCCACCGCCGGAACUCCGGCUACUUCGGGGGUGGUGGAGACCGCCCCUUUAUUGAAGUUUUGCGCCGCAUCGUCUCCAGUCGCAACAUCUUCGUGGUGGCUGCGUCUAGAACACAACCCAUUGGCUUAAAAAUCCGAUUUUUAUUCCGGGAAAGUUCGAUCUUUUACGUUCUUCGGUUUAGAAAUAUCUCUCAGAAAAAUUCGAUUUUUAUUUUCAUGCUGCUGAUUUCUUUGGGGGAAUUUGGAGAUGCCCAAGUGAAAAUCUUAACUAGCCGACUGACUCGACCUCGAAGGGUGUGUUUGGCAGUGCCUAUGAAUAAAAAAAAAUCUUUUGCUGCUUUGUAGCAAAAGAGUGCUUCUAGGAAAAAAUAAAUAUUUGGUAAUAGAAAAAGUGCUGCUAUAAGAAGAAAAGUCUUCUUCUAGGAGAAGUUAGAAGGCCUAACAUCUGGCUUCUGCUUCUCUUUUUGGAAAGCAGAAGCAACAUCAGACAUGUCAAGCCUAAAACUUGGACUCUCCAAUUCCUCUUGCUUCCAGCUGUAUCCACCGUUUUAAAUACCAUGAAACGGGUCUGUCCUGGUUUUUCCAUGGAACGGGAUAUCCUGCGGAUCAACACUUGGAAUGGUGGAUGCUUUGUCCUGUUCUGGUCCAUUUCCUAACUUGUCCAGUCCCAACACUGGGGAUGGUAGGAUGCCUCGCGAGUAUUUAAAACCUUCCUGCUGCCACCCACAGCCUUUGAUCCCCCUAUCCUCUACCUCUCUCGUGUUCCUUCCACGAUCUGAGUGACCUUUCUCUAUAGAUCUCAAAAGAAACUUGUUAUAUCUUGUUUCUCAAGAAAACAAAAAAGAGGUAAAAGAAGAGGUUAGGGGGAUAGAAGGGAGGAGGAAAAGAUGAACAAGGAUAAGAUUUUUAAGUUGGCAAAGGGCUUUAGGGGGAGGGCAAAGAAUUGCAUAAGGAUAGCAAGGGAGAGGGUGGAGAAGGCCUUGCAGUACUCCUACAGAGAUCGCCGCAACAAGAAGAGGGACAUGCGCUCCCUCUGGAUCGAGCGAAUCAAUGCUGGCACACGCUUGCAUGGGGUGAAUUAUGGUAAUUUUAUGCAUGGAUUGAUGAAGGAGAACAUCCAACUGAACAGGAAAGUGCUAUCAGAGCUGUCAAUGCAUGAGCCAUAUAGCUUCAAAGCACUUGUUGACAUUUCUCGCAAUGCAUUUCCAGGAAACAAGGUCCCAAAGAAGGAAGGUCUAUCGACUGUGUUGUGAGAAUGUCUCUUUUCAGAUGUUCUGUUGAACCUCUGUAUUCCUUUGUCUUUGUCCAAAACCAGGACCAAGAUGGUCCAAACUUGGGGAACGUUGUAGAUGCCGUUCUUUUAUUCAUAUUGUGGCCAUCGCUUUACAUAUGGGAAGCAUCAAUUUGGUAUUAUACCGAACCAUUUUGUCUCUUCAACACAUUUCACUUGAUAUCAACAAUGUUGAGUUAUUGAUA
This is a messenger RNA of Phoenix dactylifera (date palm), 1644 nucleotides long. RefSeq lists its product as uncharacterized. The record is from RefSeq and is a predicted model, not a curated record. Gene Ontology annotation, cellular component: ribosome. Gene Ontology annotation, biological process: translation. NCBI's taxonomy places the organism in Eukaryota, Viridiplantae, Streptophyta, Magnoliopsida, Arecales, Arecaceae. Gene Ontology annotation, molecular function: rRNA binding; structural constituent of ribosome.